Messenger RNA from Pocillopora damicornis (cauliflower coral), 822 nucleotides. RefSeq names its product ribosome production factor 1. Gene Ontology annotation, biological process: maturation of 5.8S rRNA; maturation of LSU-rRNA. Gene Ontology annotation, molecular function: rRNA primary transcript binding. The record is from RefSeq and is a predicted model, not a curated record. Gene Ontology annotation, cellular component: nucleolus; preribosome, large subunit precursor. NCBI's taxonomy places the organism in Eukaryota, Metazoa, Cnidaria, Anthozoa, Scleractinia, Pocilloporidae.
AUUUGGACCAAAGAGACUGAGUCCCAACAUUGAACAAAGAUGGCGGCCAGAGAGGGAAAAGAGGUUGACUUUUCUCAAAUUAAAAAUAAGCAAAGACGGAGUUCUCUCUACCAGAAAGAAAAGCUCAAGAAAGCAAAAGAAAAAAGGGAUAGAAAACGUAAACGAAAACAGGAGGAAUCACAGGAAGAAGGAGAGCCUAAACCAAAGCAAGUUCCAAGAACUAUUGACAACACUCGAGUUGCUGAUGAGACCAUUGUAGAGCCACAGGAUGAGGAGGUCUUAAAUGAUGAAGAAACUGAUGAGUUUGCGGCAUACUUUAGAUGCGAGGUAGUACCCAAGGUUCUUAUCACAUCAAGUGACAGAUCAAAAGUGAAAACAGUACAGUUUAUGAAGGAACUUCAACACAUCAUCCCAAAUUCCGAGGUCCGUGUUCGGAAGGGUAUAGAUUUGAAGAAAAUUAUUCCUCAAGCUAAAGAAAAAGGAUUUACAGCUCUUGUUGUUGUCAAUGAAGACAAAAAAAUGCCAAAUGGAAUAGUGAUAAGUCAUUUACCAGAUGGACCAACUGCACACUUUAAAUUGACCAGCGUGAAACUUGGCAGGACAAUCAAGAACCAUGGUCGUAAGACAAGCCACAGACCAGAGGUUAUACUCAAUAACUUUAGCACACGUCUUGGUCAUUCUGUGGCUCGUCUUCUAGCUGCCCUCUUCCCUUAUGAUCCCCAGUUUCAAGGCAGACAGUGUGUUACUUUUCAUAACCAGCGAGACUUCAUUUUCUUCAGACAUCACAGGUAAUCACUUCAAGUUUGAUGAACCAUCAUAAAG